AAACUUUCUCGAAAAACUUUUUCCCGCACACUGCUCCAUCUCAAUAAAGAAACGAUCUUUGGCAGUAACAACAAGCCUCAGCCUCUGAAACGGGGAAACCCAACAUGGUGCGUUUAAAACUAGCGUGGAGAAGCCGGUAGAUAGCCGGAGCCAACAUGUCGGACUCUCUGGAGAGAUCUACGAAAAUCAACUUGUUAAAGGAGUCGAUUGUGAAGAAACUUUGUGAGGUGUUGGAUAAAUCAAGCAGUAAAGGAUGGCGAAAACUUGGAGAGAUCGUGAGCAGUGACAGGCGGUUUAAAGUCAGCUCAGAUGACAUGGAGAUGUGUUCCCUCAGGGUGCUGGAGGUGGAAGGCAGCCCCAGCCUGAUGCUGCUGAGGCUCAUGGGAGAGCGAGGCUGCACUAUGGGUCACCUCACCGACUACCUACAAACUCUGGGCAACUCGGACGCCCUGCAGUGCCUGAAACCACCAGCAUUACAGAUCCUCAUUCAGCCACAGUCCGCAGCUCUAAUUUGUGGCCACAAUCUGCGCCUCAGCUGCCAUGCAGUGGGAAAAUCUCCUGUCCAGUAUCAGUGGUUCAAAUCCAGAGAAGAGGUUCCAAACAGCUUCUCUCCAGAGCUUCUGAUAAGUCCUGUCCAGCUGAAGGACGCCGGCUUUUACAUCUGCAGGGUCAACUGUGGCGAUGCUUGUGAAUUCAGCCAGUGGGCUCAGGUGGACGUCCUAAAUGUCACCAUGUCUUAUGCCCCAGGACAGAGUUAUCAGUCCAUAGACGGACGGCUGAAGUUGGCAAUCCAUCCUCAGUCCCAGCGGCUGCAUGUUGGGGAAACCCUGCAGCUGGAGUGUGGUGCUGUGGGCCGCCCGAUCCCUCGAUACCAGUGGCACAGGAACGGAGUGCCGAUCCCAAACGCCACAAAGAGAAAACUUAUGAUUCUCCAGGUAAUGCAGGACCAUCAAGGCAGGUAUCGCUGCGAGAUCAGCAGCAGCACGGAAAGAAUGUGGACCAAUGAAGUUGAUGUUGUGAUAGCACCGAGGAUAUCUGUCCAGAUUUCAGGGGCAAUGGAGUGCUCUGAAGAUGAUAUUUACGCCAUUGGAGGAGAUUCCUGUGAACUUCUCCUAAAUAGUUUGCCUGAGCAGCUUUACGCGACUGACAAAGUGGCCCUGCUGAUCGGUAACCUGUCAUACCAGAACCACCCACAGCUCAAGGCCCCCAUGGUGGACGUGUACGACCUCACAAACCUCCUGCGGCAAUUGAACUUCAAAGUGGUUUCACUUCUGGACCUCACCGAGUCGGAGAUGAGGAACGCCGUGGACGAGUUCCUGCUGCUGCUGCAUAAGGGGGUUUACGGUCUGCUGUACUACGCUGGACACGGAUAUGAGAACUACGGGAACAGCUUCAUGGUGCCGGUGGACGCACCGAACCCGUACCACUCCGCUAACUGCCUGUGUGUGCAGAGCAUCCUGAAGCUGAUGCAGGAGAAGGAAACAGGCCUCAAUGUUUUUCUGCUGGACAUGUGCAGAAAAAGGAAUAUUCAUGAUGAAAGCACUCCGAACAUCGUCCUGAGAGUCACGGCCAACAUUGUCUUUGGAUAUGCAACGUGCCAGGACGCUGAGGCCUUUGAGCUGAGCUCCACGGGUUUCACCAACGGCGUGUUUGUUAAGUUUUUAAAGAAGCGGCUGCUGGAUGACGAGAAGAUCACGGUGGUGCUUGACAGAGUAGCAGAAGACAUGGGUCAGUUUGACGCCACUAAGGGAAAGCAGGCUCUGGAAAUCCGUAGCAGCCUAUCAGAGAGGAGGGCGCUGACCGACCCUAUUCUGCCCAGCGACAGUGCAGACCUCGUUCACGCUCACAGCCGACAGUGGGCAAAAGCUCACGAGCUUCCUGAAAGCAUGAGCCUGAACUUUGACUGCGGCGCUCAGAUCAAGCUGGGCUUUGCCGCAGAGUUUUCCAACGUUCUCGUCAUUUACACCCACAUCGUAAAGAAGCCCGAGGACAUGUCCUUCUGCCAGGCUCACGUCACCGACUUCUCUCUGGACCUUGAUGUUGAUCCAAAGGAAAUGAACAGAGAGACUCCAGAGGAGACGGGGAUCUACCUGCUGUCCAGCAGCCUGCCGCAGCACUGCCUCUACACCAGACUCAGCUCUCUGCAGAAACUCAGGGAGGAGCUGGUUUUCACCGUUUGCCUCCAGGGAACGUUUGCAGCCAUGGACGAUGACCAUCCCAUAUUCUGGACCAAAAGCGUGAACAUCGGGAAGCCGCUGAUCGCCCGGCUGGACCUGCACCGCGCCGUGCGGCGGAACAGCUGCCUGCAGACCUGCAUGAUGCCCCACAGCCCGUCCCAGAGCCCCUGCCACAGUCCGGGCCCGGAGCACCAGCACCAACUGCACCACGGGUCGCACCAGGACUACAACCGCCUGUCCCCGCAGCACCGCUACCUGCACAUCAGCGAGCACGCUCAGGGCGCAGCGGGCGGCUGCGGCUUCUCCUGCUACGACCAGCUCAGCCAGUGCGACUUUGACCGGACCUACGAGUCCGACGGACUCCUGAGCUCCCCGGGGAAGCUGAGCAUCCCCAUCGAGGCGACGGAGGACCUCAACGAGCUGCAGGCCGUGUUCAUCAGCAGCCUGCACCUUCAGCCGCAGUGACACGGAGCCUCCAGCUCGUCAAAGGAUGGAUUUCUGUUCUGCUGCUGUUAAAUUACCUUCUGUACCCUUGAAUUUCUGAGCAUUAGUAGGGUGUGUUUAGGCUUUACAGAGCCCCCUACAGGGGACACAGGGGACUUUUCUUUGUUACCUCACAAAAGUAUUGUGUUCCCUCGCGAUAAAUUAUAUUGCAGGGCCGUUGUACAAAGAAUAAAAAGUACAUUUUUGCCAAAAAUA
Poecilia reticulata (guppy) is the source of this 2876-nucleotide messenger RNA. RefSeq names its product MALT paracaspase 1 (gene malt1). The record is from RefSeq and is a predicted model, not a curated record. Gene Ontology annotation, molecular function: cysteine-type endopeptidase activity. NCBI's taxonomy places the organism in Eukaryota, Metazoa, Chordata, Actinopteri, Cyprinodontiformes, Poeciliidae. Gene Ontology annotation, biological process: proteolysis.